Messenger RNA from Thamnophis sirtalis, 254 nucleotides. Lineage: Eukaryota; Metazoa; Chordata; Lepidosauria; Squamata; Natricidae. The record is from RefSeq and is a predicted model, not a curated record.
AUGAAAUGUUGUUCUGCUUUUAGGUGAACAUGUUUGUUGAAGGUUUCCAUGAUGCUUUAGUUCUUUAUGUUCUCGCUUUACGGGAAGUUCUGAAGAAUGGCUUCACAAAGAAAGAUGGGGAUAAGAUUGUUCAUCAGACAUGGAACAGGACAUACGAAGGCAUUGCAGGGCCAGUAUCUAUUGAUGCCUCUGGAGAAAGGUUUGGGGAUUUUUCUGUGGUUGCCAUGACUGAUCCUGAAACUGGAACACAGCAG